Messenger RNA from Anthostomella pinea, 1545 nucleotides. The record is from the annotation of a GenBank genome assembly. NCBI's taxonomy places the organism in Eukaryota, Fungi, Ascomycota, Sordariomycetes, Xylariales, Xylariaceae.
AUGUCGAUGGAUAUAGAUGCGCCCAUGCCAAUGGCACCUCCUGCAGAGGUGCCUAGUGGUGCAGCUACCAUAUUCUGUUGUGACUGCGGUGCCCCCAUCGAUGGAACGACCGCCAUAGACGCCAAGUGCUACGACUGCUUCAAGCUCACGAAAGACAUAUCCCAAGGCAUCCAACGAGAAGCCACUCUACACUUUUGCAGGGAUUGCGACCGAUGGCUUCAACCACCUACCAGCUGGGUCACUGCCCAACCCGAGUCGCGCGAACUACUAGCGUUGUGCCUGAAGAAGUUGAGCUUGAACAAGACGAGAAUCAUCGACGCGAGUUUCAUAUGGACGGAACCACAUUCGAGGAGAGUCAGAGUCAAGCUUGUGGUGCAGGCCGCUGUCGCCGACGAUCGGGUCAUGCAGCAAUCUCUGGAGGUCAUCUACGUUGUUGCCUACCAGCAAUGUCCGGAAUGCGCCAAGUCAUACACCGCAAACGUCUGGAGAGCAAGCGUCCAGGUCAGACAGAAGGUCCUUCACAAGAGGACGUUCUUGUAUCUGGAACAGUUGAUCCUGAAGCACCAAGCCCAUCGAGACACAAUCAACAUCAAGGAGGCAAAGGACGGCAUCGACUUCUUCUUUGCUGCGAGAAACCAGGCCGAGAAGUUUGUCGACUUUCUCAACUCGGUCGUCCCAGUACGAAUCAAGAAGUCGCAGGAGCUUAUAUCUCAGGAUUCCCACACAGCCAAAAAGCAAUUUAAGUUCAGCUUUUCGAUCGAGUUGAUACCGAUCUGUAAAGAUGAUCUAGUCGCCCUCCCCAUUUCCCUGGCGAAACAGAUUGGCAAUAUUUCCCCGCUCGCGAUAUGCUACCGGAUCGGUACGGCAGUCAACCUACUGGACCCGAAUACCCUCCAGACAGCAGAUGUCAGUGGACCAGUGUACUGGAGAGCACCAUUCAAUGCGUUGGCAGAUACGAACGAUCUAGUCGAGUUCAUUGUCAUGGACUGCGAACCGCUUGGCGCAGCGAAAGGGAAAUGGAUAUUGGCAGAGGUACAGCUUGCGAGGGCGUCUGAUUUGGGGGUCAACGACAAGACGUAUUUCGCACGAACGCAUCUGGGUGGUCUAUUACACGCUGGCGACUCCGUUUUGGGGUACAUGCUUACUGGCACCAACUUCAACGAUCCUCACUACGAGGCCAUCGAGCAGUCAAACACCUACUCCUCACGGAUACCAGAUGUCGUGGUAGUCAAAAAGCACUACCCCAACCGCAGGAGAAACCGCAAGAGACAGUGGAAAGUCAAGCGCAUGGCGAAGGAUGAGGGUGAGCUGCUGCCCAAAAAGGCCGACCAGGAGCGUAUGGACCGGGAGUUCGAGCAGUUCUUGCGGGAUAUCGAGGAGGACGAUGAGUUCAGAACCGCCAUGCCUUUGUACAAGCAACAGAAGAAAGAUGCUGAUGAGAUGUCCAUGGCGACGACGGAGGACGGCGACGAUGAUGCUCCUCGGGUCGAUAUGGAGGAGCUGCUGGAUGACUUUGAUGAGCUGACGAUGGAGGAGAAGGUAUAA